This is a messenger RNA of Trypanosoma grayi, 2001 nucleotides long. RefSeq names its product putative dynein intermediate chain. The record is from RefSeq and is a predicted model, not a curated record. The transcript has a single exon. Gene Ontology annotation, molecular function: dynein light chain binding; dynein heavy chain binding. Lineage: Eukaryota; Euglenozoa; Kinetoplastea; Trypanosomatida; Trypanosomatidae. Gene Ontology annotation, cellular component: outer dynein arm. The coding region runs from base 1 to 2001 and encodes 666 amino acids. Gene Ontology annotation, biological process: cilium movement; outer dynein arm assembly.
AUGGAGACCACCGUGCGGCGGCUGAGCCACGGCGCCGGCGGCACCAACAGGAGGACCAGCCGCCUCUCAGGGGGCACGCCUGAGGCGAGCACGACGGCACCGCUGGUUGACGACGACCGCGACGCCGUGGUGGAGCGCAUCUUGAAGGGCGUCGACCCGGGCGUCAUGUCGACACCUGUGUACUUCGACUACAAGAAGGAUGCGCGUGUGUACCGCUUUUUUCCCAGCGUGGGACAGACCGCGCGGCACUUCUCGGUGGAUGGCAGCACGCUACGCAGGGACGACGCGGAGGCGGUGCAGCAGGCGGAGGACCGCCAGCGCCGUGAGCGUGACACGGAGCUCGCCGCCCGCGCCGAGUUGAACCCUGACUUGCUGGACGAGGGCGUGUCGACGAGCAUUCUGAAGAAUCAGUUCAACUACAGGGAACGCUCCAGUCAAACAAUGAACAACCCGAUGAGGGAGCAUUGUGUCGUCACAGAUCCACCGCCGUCGAUGAACUUCAGCGGCAUGGCGACCGCAUGGGAGAUCUACGACGCGUACGAGGAGGACCGCAUCCAGAGCGAGAAGGCUGCGGCGGUGCACAAGAAGGCGCCCGCACACCGCGGCGGCAAGGAGGACGAGAAGGGCGAUGCCACCGUGGAGGGAUCAAGCGGCGUCAAGACGGCGGAGGAAGUGUUGAAUUCGUCAAAAUACCGUCACGCGUUGAAGAUAAUCGAGCGGAUGGUUAACCAGAACGACUGCUAUGACAUCAUCGAGGAUUUCAAGUACUGGGAGGACGAGAGUGACAUGUACAAGGAGGAUGGCAAUCUGUUGCCACUGUGGCAAUUCUUCACGACAAAGGUAAAACAUAGUGCCGUCACCAGCAUCGCCAUGAAUGAGCGGUAUAAGGAUCUGUUUGCGGUAGGCUAUGGAAGCUACGAUUUCCAGCGUCAGGGUAAGGGCGCAAUUCAUUGCUUUACUCUCAAAAACUCCGUGCCAACGCAAGCAGGUGCCCCGAUUCCCGCACAUCCAGAGAUAUCUUUCAACGUUGACAGCGGUGUGAUGUGUCUCGCUUUCCAUCCUGAGGAUGCUGCUCUUCUUGCGUGUGGUUUGCAUGACGGUUCAGUCUGUGUCUUCGAUCUACGUAUGCAGAGCAAGGACGGUAAGGAGAGUGUGAAACCCAUUUAUCACGCAAACGUGCGCUCUGGCAAGCAUACAGACCCUGUUUGGGAGAUUCACUGGUGUCGCCGCACCAUAGAUCUCCAAUUCUACUCCAUCAGCACAGAUGGGCGCAUUACCAGCUGGUCUCUCCACAAGAAGGAGUUGGUGUUUAAGGACGUCAUGACAACCACCACGGGCGCAUGCGCAUCAGAUCCCGAGGCGAUGCUGCGUAGCCGUCUGAGUGGUACCUGCUUUGACUUUUCCGACAAAUAUGAUAGCCUUUUCAUUGUGGGCACACAGGAGGGUUCGCUGAUGCUGUGUAGCAAAGGGUACAACGGGCAAUGCUUGGAGCGCUACGAGGGGCACACAAUGCCGGUGUACACAUGCCGCUGGAACCCCUUCCACCCGGACAUUUUCAUCACCUGCUCCGCCGACUGGACAAUAAAGUUAUGGCUUAAGAACUCGACGAAACCGCUUCUGACAUUUGAUGCCGGCGACUGCGUGGGCGACGUUGCAUGGUCCCCAUACAGCUCCACCGUAUUUGCUGCCGUUACCUCGAACGGCAAGGUGCUGGUGUUUGACCUCAACAAGAACAAGCGAGAGCCUUUGUGCUCCCAGACUGUGGUGAAAAACGCGAAGCUCACUCAUGUGGUCUUCCACAGUCAAGAACCUGUUGUGCUGGUGGGUGACUCCCGCGGGUCGGUGCUCAUCCUGAAGUUAUCGCCCAACCUGCGCACGUUGUGCAAGCCGAAGAAGGGCGAGCCGGACGAUCCGAAGAGCCUCCGUCAACUCGAUGUGGAGAAGCUGGACCGACUUAUAGACAUAACCCUCAAGGAUAGAGUGCUCUUGGGGCAGUCGUAG